UGGGAACCUACUAGCCACCAAGCUCAACGCCAUCAACGCCCCUGCGUGCACGAGAACACGCGCGGCGACGAGGUCAGUCUCAUCGACACCACCGGCAAUGGCGGCGGGCAGGCAAGCACCGGCGGCGGCGGAGAACGUGGACCCCGUCUACGAGUGGCUCGACGACGGCGACAGCUACCUCCUCCGCCUAAACCUCCCAGAGUUCAAGAAGGAGGACUUCCGGGUGCAUGUGGACGGCGAGGGCCGGCUCACCAUCAUCGGCCAGCGCAGGCCCGCGCCCGGCGCCGGUGGCGAGGCCAAGGCGAUGCGGCUCCACAAGGCGUUCCAGCUGCCCAACACGGUCAACCUCGACGCCGUCUCCGGCCGAUUCGAUGGCACCGUGCUCACGGUCAGAGUGCCCAAGCUGCAGCAAGGGCAAGGCGGGGAGGAGCAAGUCGCCGACGGUGGUAAGCCUCCAGCUGAUCAGGAGGACAAGGCGGGGAGGGCGAGCUUGACGGGGAGAGGCAAAGAGGAAGACGACAAGGCCAAGCCCGUGGCGCCGCCACCCCCGUCGCAGCAGCAGCAGCAGCAGCAGCAACCGAGGGAGGAGAAGGUGGCGAGGGGCGGAGACCAUCGAGACGAUCAGGACGAGAAGGCGAGGGCCGAGCACGGGGAGAAGGUCGCCCGCGAGGCCGCGCGCAGGGUCGAGGCGGCGCGGGCGAGGGUGGCGGAGGCCAAGGCGAAGGCGGAGCAGGAGAGGCAGCGCGAGCACUGGAAAGAGCGCGCGGUGGAGGAGGGGCUCAAGCUGGCGGACGCGGUCAGCAAGAACAAGGAGGUGAUCGCCGCGGCCGUCGCCGCCUUCACGCUCGUCGUCUUCGUCUCCCACAAGCUCUUCUCCAGGAGUUGAUCGAUCAAGCCAUCCGUCCAUGAAUGGAUGAUCGAACGACGAGAAAUCACUCUCAAGGCUUCAAGCCUUAUUCGUGCACGUUCACACGAUUGAUCACGCCAUGGAUGUAUAUAUAUACAGAGAUGAAAAAUGUGUGCGUAGCAUGGUCGUACAUACAUACGUGUAAACGUGACAAGGCGACAUGUUGCAUGUGCUGCUGAUCGGCCAACUAAUGUGCGAGUUUUCACUGAAAACUGUUCCAACGGGCACUCGGUUUGUCCAUCUUA
Messenger RNA from Panicum hallii, 1152 nucleotides. Its product is annotated as caldesmon-like. Lineage: Eukaryota; Viridiplantae; Streptophyta; Magnoliopsida; Poales; Poaceae. Bases 98 to 886 code for a protein of 262 amino acids. The record is from RefSeq and is a predicted model, not a curated record. The transcript is spliced from 2 exons.